Messenger RNA from Ziziphus jujuba (common jujube), 306 nucleotides. RefSeq names its product protein yippee-like At4g27740. The record is from RefSeq and is a predicted model, not a curated record. Lineage: Eukaryota; Viridiplantae; Streptophyta; Magnoliopsida; Rosales; Rhamnaceae. The coding region runs from base 1 to 306 and encodes 101 amino acids. The transcript has 2 exons.
AUGGCUGAACUUGAUGGUCAUCCCUACUACAGUUGCAUAAAUUGUAGAAACCCUAUUGCUCCGCAUGUUGAUCUUCUUUCCAAAAACUUCCUGGGAAAAUCCGGACCGGCAUAUUUCUUCUCUCAUGCAAUGAAUAUCUUAGUGGGGAAAAGGGAGGACAGGAAGCUCAUCACAGGAGUCUAUACAGUUGCCGAUAUCUAUUGCAGCAACUGUGGAGAGGCACUGGGCUGGAAGUUCAUCAGAGCUUAUGAGGUCAAACAGAAGUUCAAAGAAGGAAGGUUCAUCAUUGAGAGCUUGGAAUACUAG